AUCAGAAAUAACCGACCGCAUCCAAGGGUGGCGGAAUCAUACUUAUCUCAACGGAACCCUACUAGCGUGAAUGCUCCAAGUGUCGAGGCGGGCCGGCCGGGCUGCCGCUAGCCGAGGCGCGGCGGCGCCGCCGCUCCGCCGCGGAGCGGGCCGGCGAGGCGGAACGGGCCGGUCGGCGACGCUGUCUGUACUAUGUGAAGAGUGGUUCCGAGCGAGCCGAGCGGAGCGCGCGGCGGGCGGCAGUGCCGCGCGCCGGCGAGUGUCGGAGAGUCGCGGGAGGCCCCAAAGGCAUCCCCCUCGCCGAUCACCGCGACUCCGUCGCGCGCUCCGCGCUCCUCGCAGUCCACUCCUCCACCGAGGGGGUCGAUCGCGGUUCCGCGAGCUGCUCGGAGUCCCCGAGUCAAGCCCGCCGAGCCCGGGCCCCCUCCCAUCAGAGCCGUCCCGUCGCCCUUGGGCGAUCGGACGGCCCGACGCUCCACGGAGCGGAUCACAACGAUGUCGCGGACGCGCGUCGAGACCCUCGGCCGACGGUCACCUCUCCGGAGGUGCCGCGGCUCCGGGCCUCCGCUGCGUCCCCCGCACUUCGGAGCGACAGGGCAGCCACCGAGCGCCGCACACCGCCGGCAGGUCCUCCGACCCGCCGCGCAGGGACUCUCGCCGAGCGCCGGCGUUCCGGGCGCCGACUCGCUCGGCGCCCAACGACCAUCUCGCCGCACUGCGGCGAGGCAACGGAAAUCGCACCACGGUGCGUGAGGAAACGGGGUCGGGUCGCCGCGCCUCGCUUGGGCGAGCCGUCCGCGGCGCCCGCCCCAGCGUCCGGGAAGGACCGAUCGCUCGUGUCCCCGGGGCUCUGCUCGCGCGGAGCCCCUCAGCGGACGGCACAGCUCCGAUCGCUGCUUCGCACUGUGAACGGUGGGCGCUCCCGGCCGGUCGCCGUCUCUCCGGGCCGCGCUAUGCGCGCCCGGGCCGCACGGUCCGGCCCUGCGGAGCGCCGCUGCCCGCGCAGCUCCGACCCCGCCUCGGCGGGUGAUCGGCGCCGCGGGACCCGCACUCGCCGGUCGGUGAGCCUGCGCGCUACGCGGAGGCUCCCGCGCCGCGCGGAAGCAAGCAAUCUGGUUGAUCCUGCCAGUAGUCAUAUGCUCGUCUCAAAGACUAAGCCAUGCAUGUCUCAGUGCAAGCCGAACUAAGGUGGAACCGCGAAAGGCUCAUUAAAUCAGUUGUCGUUCAC
Molecule: messenger RNA, 1228 nt
Organism: Bemisia tabaci
Lineage: Eukaryota; Metazoa; Arthropoda; Insecta; Hemiptera; Aleyrodidae
Source: RefSeq, a predicted model, not a curated record